UAGUAAAGGCAUAUUAAAUGUCAAAGUUGUAGUGAAAUAAAAGGAACACAUCUAAAAAUAAAAAACGAGUGUUAUUGCAAACUUCUUUAAAUUUUGGGAUAAAUUGAUGCAAAACUAAAGUAAAAUUACUCUACAAAAAAUAUGAACAGAGCUGAAACAGAUUCUACCGCAACCACAACAGCAAUUCGACAACAAAUUUUCCCCACUUCACCAUGUCAGCACCCAAUACCAACAAUGCCCCAUUUGAUGCCAACUCCCUUGCCAACACCGUGGAAUCUUAAUACAAUGCCGUGGAAAUUAGCUAGUACAAAUUUAGGACAAGAUGGUGUAAUGCAGUUCAGCGCCCAAGUCAACGAUGAAGUACACAGUAGAGCAAUUCUCCAUCAAAAACGUAAAUCAGAAGAAGAAAGCUUGUUACCAGUCAAACAAUUUAUUUCUGAAGAAAAAAUUACCGCACAUUUCAAUGGAUUACACAUUUCUAGUGAUUAUAUUGGGAACAAUUCAAAUGCCUGUAGCAAUUCUAUGUUAGGUGAUGAUACACCUAGUACCAGUACUGGUAAAUGUUUUACUAAUCUCACCUACAAAGACUAUCAAGUAACUGCUAAGGAGUUGGAAGAAAAAUUGCGCAAAGCGAACAGGAUAACUUUGUGUGAACAAUUGAAAAAAUUUAAUGAACAACAACGUAAAACCACCUUUCUACCAGAAGCGCUUUUUAAUCGAAUUGAAAAGCCGUGUACUGCUUUGGUUCUAUGGCAACCUCCACCAGUGUUAGAAUUACUGCAUCGUAAGAGAGAAAAUGAAUUGACACCACCUAGUACUGAUAGUACAAGUGCUGACAGUUUUGGUACUGCUGACACCAUAGACGAGGGCGACGAAUUCUCUGACCACGAGCUAGAAGAUAUAGACGACUUUGUCGACAAUAAUAACACGUGUCGUUUAGAUUUCAAUAACAUGAAAGCUGAUCAUAUGGAUGAAGAUUUGUAGUUUACAAAUAAUAGAUUUAUGUAUUUCCCAUAGCUUCUAGGUGGAUAAAAUUCUCUGAUUUCGUACGCUAACAUAAUAAUGGAAUACAUAAUUUUUAAGAGUGAGUCGUGGUACAAAGUUCUCAGUUGUUUUGGUACUGAAAAAUAGCUAUGAGAAUAAAAUAGUUUUUUAUAAUAAUGCAUGAAUAGUAUGAAUGAAUCUUUGAACCUUAAUUAAUUUGUCUAAGCAUAACAUGGAUUAAUUUUUCCAACACAUACUAAUAUAAGUCAGGAACAUUGCUCAAAAUAAUUUUAUUGUUACAAAAUGUACGAAAGCAUUGAUUGGCAUCAAAUGUUAUAAAACUGCGACUCUAUGCACCUUUCAACAUUUGGAACUAAUAUUUUUUAUUGUAUUUAUUUCGCUAAAAACAUGUAAUAAUAAAUAUUGUAUGUACGUUUAAAGAUA
This is a messenger RNA of Bactrocera neohumeralis, 1428 nucleotides long. RefSeq lists its product as uncharacterized. NCBI's taxonomy places the organism in Eukaryota, Metazoa, Arthropoda, Insecta, Diptera, Tephritidae. The record is from RefSeq and is a predicted model, not a curated record. The coding region runs from base 142 to 984 and encodes 280 amino acids. The transcript is spliced from 3 exons.